Molecule: messenger RNA, 792 nt
Organism: Daphnia pulicaria
Lineage: Eukaryota; Metazoa; Arthropoda; Branchiopoda; Diplostraca; Daphniidae
Exons: 2
Coding region: 250-792 (180 amino acids)
Source: RefSeq, a predicted model, not a curated record
CUGUACUGGCUCGGGGGUUUGCCUUGAAAUAACCUGCGACGUUUCGCAGUCAGUAUUCGUACGCAAUCGUCGCAACACUAACGCUCGAUCUGCCAACCAGUUAAUCAUUCUUUUUUUUCCUUACUCUAAAUUCUACUAGACCUACAUGGAAUAUAACACAAGACCUGGACUAUUUCAAAUCUAGACGUUGUUUUUCGUUUGCUCUCUUUUCUUAACAUUGUGUCCAUUCAGAAUAAUCAACCGCGGAGAAUGUCGAAGAAAAUCUUCACUACCAUUGCUUUGGCACUGCUCCCCUUGGUUUUGUUGAUGUGGCUGUCAUCUCAUCAAUCGUCAUCUAGUCCCCAGCUGAUAACUGCGCCUACUUCUGCCUACAGUCAAUUAGUUACAACAACCAGCACUUAUUCGACUAGCGCCAUCGACGGACACCCGGAAGCUGAAUCCAUGUCAGCCGAGGAGAUCUUCCGCUAUUUGCACUGGACCAACAGCACGUCGUGUCAAUUCGCUGUUGAUUUCGGUUUCAUGAUAUACGGUGCUGCAGGCCUAUUUGCACCGGACGGCCACAAAGCUGUCUGUCUCGACAAAUCCAUCGCUCCCGUCUACAAUAAUUGUCUCGUCUACUCGUUUGGCAUCAACAAUCUGUGGUCGUUCGAUGAAUCCAUGGAAAAGUUCGGAUGCCAAGUCUAUUCUUUCGAUCCAUCUAUGGGAGUGAAAGAUUACAUUCGGACUGAGAAAAUCCAUUUCUACAACAUCGGCCUGUCCGGAGUGGAUGGAUUGCAUCCCACCAAGGGAUGA